AUGGGAGACAUGCUCGUUUGCCCAAGAUCAAGUGAUGUUUCUUGGCAUCGAGUGAAGUCAGGGUGCAUUAUGAUGGAUGAGGUCAAGGUCAAAGCCAUUCAAGAAUGGGAAGCACCUAAAACCGUACCCCAACUUCGUUCAUUCCUUAGUUUAGUGAAUUACUACCGCAAGUUCAUCACAGGAUACUCAAAAAUAGCUGCUCCCUUGACCGACCUUUUGAAGAAAGACCGAUCAUGGAGGUGGGAUGAAAAGUGUUUGGAAGCCUUCGAGGGACUCAAGGCCAAAGUUACCAAACAACCGGUGUUAGCACUACCGGACCAUGCCAAAGAGAACGAGGUACAGACCGAUGCAUCUGACUUUUCCAUUGGAGGUGUUGAUGCAAGAGGGGCAUCCUAUUGCAUACAAAAGCCGGAAGUUAAACGAUACGGAGCGGCGAUACACGGUCCAUGA
Impatiens glandulifera is the source of this 450-nucleotide messenger RNA. RefSeq lists its product as uncharacterized. Lineage: Eukaryota; Viridiplantae; Streptophyta; Magnoliopsida; Ericales; Balsaminaceae. The transcript has a single exon. Bases 1 to 450 code for a protein of 149 amino acids. The record is from RefSeq and is a predicted model, not a curated record.